Messenger RNA from Symbiodinium sp. CCMP2456, 627 nucleotides. The record is from the annotation of a GenBank genome assembly. NCBI's taxonomy places the organism in Eukaryota, Dinophyceae, Suessiales, Symbiodiniaceae.
AUGAGCCUGUCGCCCGAGCUCCACAUUGCGCUCCAGCGCGUAACCGCUUGCAAUAACAGCGAGCGGUUGGUGAUGGUGGUACGUGACGACCUGAUCAAGAGUUUGCAAGCCGGACAGACCGCAGUGGCUUAUGCGCACGAAGCGUGGAUGCAGCUUGAGCGGUUGGGUGCGGACGUGAUGUCCAUCGGGAGGUUGGUGGGUUUCGUUGACAGGGACAAGUUGCAUAAGGCUUUCAAGGACUCCAAGCUGCUGAUGCGUGACAGGGACGGUGUUGCGGACUUUGGGAUGGUUGAUCAGCUCAUUCGCGAGCAAUGCGAGUCGAAGAAAGACAUGCCGCCGCUGAGCAUUGAGGCCUUUCUCACGAAGCUGCACACGACCCUGGUGGAGGUAACCGCUUCAGGACGGCCACAACGCCGCGGAGCCAUGUCUUACAUGGACACUCCUGUCCUCGGUGGCAGCUCAGCACGAGCUGCUCGGCUUCACGGCUGCCGAAGAUUCUGCCCAUGCCCGAGGAAUCCACAUUCGCACUUGCAGAAGGCAGUCCUCACAGAGUUGACAUGCUCAGGAAAUGUUUGGAAACGUACCCUGACGAGGAUCGCCCAGCUUCUGCGCAAACCGAAUAGUUGA